AAGCAGACUGAGGCGGGACUUGAUGAUAGUCUUUGAAUAUGUUAAGGACUGUUAUAAAGAGAUCAGUUGUGCUGUGUCCACGAAGGUAGAACAAGAAGCAAUGGGCUUAAUCUGCAGCAAGGGAGAUUUAGGUUAGAUACUAGGAGAAACUUUGUAAUUAUAAUGGUAGUUAAACUCUGAACUAGGAGAGGAGGCUGUGGCAUCACCGUCACGGGAGAGUUGUAAGACCAGGUUGGACAAACUUGUCUAAAUUGACUUGGUCCUGCCUCAGUGCAGAGGCCCGGACUUGGUAACCUCUUGAGGUCCCUUCCAGCCCGACAUUUCUCUGAUUCUAGAAGAGCCCCAUGAGUCCUGGCUCUGACAGAAGGAUGAAUGUAGAGCGGCCGGGGAAGGUGGAGUUUGUGGAGCCUGAGAAGAAUGCAAGUAUGGAGUGGGCCCGAAGGGGCUGUGGUAGGAAAAAGCCCAAGGAGGUAGCGGAGGUGGGUCUGAAUAGACAGCCGGCUCACUACAGAGCCUUGGGCUGGAACCCAGAGGAGGGGGAGGGCCUGGGCUUCCCUGCCAGUGCCCAGGAAUCUGGACUGAAGACCUGACAUAAGGACACAGGACACUUGUUUGUUGGACUCUCUGUUACCCUGGAAGGGGUGAGACUGAAUGUGACCUGGCUGGAGAGUUGGCUCGCAAAAAGAGGCAGAGCACUGGAGGGCUGCUAGACGGGGAGAGCUCACUAUGGGUGACUGACACGGGGGAGCCCUUGACAACCCAUCAUUCUAGUAUCGGAGCACCUCAUGGUCAUUAAAGAAUGUGCCCUCCAGGACAGCCUAAUGAGUGAGCACAGUGCUGUCAUCUCCACUUGACAGAUGGGGAACCGAGACCCAGAUAGGGCAAGUUUCGUUCCUGUAGCCCUGACCCCCCCUGGGGCACUGGAGGUCCUGAUCACAAGAAGCAUCUGAAUCAGCCAAUCGCAUGUGGAGGCGGCAGUUCUCCCACGUGCUCCGAGCUCCCCUCUGAACGCUGCCCUCCGUGGACGCUGCUGCUUUUCCCACCAGGGCUGCUAGUCCCAAGAGCCCGCACCCACCUGUGCUUUGAGAUCGAGGCAAGCCAUGGCUCUGACCCAGAGGGACUCCGCCCCCCGCAUCCUGCUGGCUGAGGAGAAGUUGCUCCAGAGAAAAAUGAAGACCUGGCCUUCGGGCUUUGAGGUGAAGCUGGAGAUCAUCACCCCUUUUCUGGGCAAGUACCGCCCGUUUGUGGGGCGCUGCUGUCAGACCUGCACCCCGAAGAGCUGGCAAUCCUCCUUCCACAAGCACCUUCCCUCCCUGGGCUUUCACAAUGUUCUCCAGGUGACCGAGGAAGACACCAGGUACAGGGGCUGGCUGGUAAGAAGACUCUGUUACUUCCUUGCGAUCCUCGAGUGGAAAGUUGAUUCUGAGACCCCGCGAGAUCUCCAGGAGAGAAUCUUCCGCAGCAAAAGGGUGCAGGAUGUCAUGUCUCUGGAGGUCCCCCAGGCGAGAGGGGCUGUCUCCGUUCUCAGCAAAUCCCCGGCACAAUGGAGGAGCGAAGUGCUGAGCAUCCUGGGCCAGAUUCAGUCUCCUCUCUCCCUUUUCAUACUGAGGCUCUGCAGCUGGGCUCUGCUCAGACUCCUCAACCGCGUGUUCCUCAACCUGCUGCUCCACAAAGGGCAGCUGGAGAUGGUGCGCAGGGCAGCCCAGACGCCUGACAUCCCGCUGGUUUUUCUCUCGACUCACAAGUCCUGGCUGGAUGGGCUGCUGCUCCCCUUCCUCCUGUUCUCUCAGGGUCUGGGGGUGCCCCGAGUGACCUGGGAAUAUCAGGCCUUUACCCCAAGCCUCAGGGCCCUGCUGAGCCGGUUGGGAGGGGUUUUCCUGCCUCCCGGAGCAGAGCACGCGCCGGACGGCGAACGAGGUGUGCUCUCCAGGGCCAUCCUCACCUCGUACGUCGAGGAGCUGCUGAAGAGCCGGCAGCACCUGGUGAUCUUCCUGGAGGAGCCCGUCUCUGGCGAAUCCCGGCUCUCCGCCCCUGGCAGGGAGUGGCUGGCGCUGGUGCUGGGCGCUGUCCAUGCCAGAGCCGUCCCCGAUGUGAUGCUGGUGCCCGUGGGCAUUGCCUAUGAUGUGGCCCCCAGUGCGUCCCGCGGGGGGCUCUUGGGCUCAGCUCAACCUUUAGGUCUCUGGUCCUGUCUCCUGGCCGUUCGCCGAGCGCUGGGCCAGGAGUUUGGCUGUGUCCGGAUGGACUUUGCACAGCCUUUCUCCUUGCAGGAGUACACAGCAAACAGCCUCUUCAGACAGAGCUACUCGCGGAAGUCCCUGGAGGAGCUGCUUCUGCCUGUCAUCCUCGGCAAAAGCCCCGACCUGCUGGACUGGGAGAAGUCAGAGGAGUGGUACCCGGGCCUCGGAGCUGCCGCGGAGCUGAAGGCAGACGAGCGAAUGCUGGUGGGCAGACUUGGCCUGCACUCCCUGAGCGCCGGCGUCUCCUGCUCCGCCGUCAUGGCCGUGGCGAUCAUGUCUGCGCUCUUACUGCACAAGCACCGUGAGGGCGUCUUCCUGUCCCGGCUCAUGUCCGACUUCUCCUGGCUGGUGGAGGAGACCCUGCUGCGGAACCGCGACGUGGGCUUCUCGGGGCGGCUGCGUGACCUGGUGCUCCACGCCCUCUCCCUGCUGCGGGGCUGCGUCUCCCUGCACCACCUCUCGCGUGGGGACGUCCUGGUGGCCCCCAGGGAGACGGAGGCGGCCGUGAGGGAGCUGAGCUGGCACAGCACCGCCCUGCUGCCCGUCUUCAUGUGCGAGGCCGUGGGGGCCUGCGCCAUCAACGCCCUGCUGGUGGAGAUGCUGCCCUUCUUGAGCCCUGCCGAGCUGCCCGCGGCCGUCGUGCUGAGCCAAGAGGAGCUGCGCCGCAAGACCCUGGCGCUGCUCCAGCUGCUGCCCAGAGACAUCCUCCUGCUCCAGCCCUGCCAGUCGGUCUCUUGCUACAGCCAGGAGGUGCUGGACAAGCUGAUCCAGUGUGGUCUGCUGGUCGCGGAGGAGGCCCCCAGCGAGCGGCUGGCCUGCGACAUCGCCCGGAGGCGCUUCUCGCAGAAGCUGCUAUGGAAGGAGAUGGAGGACUUCAACGACAGCGACAGCGACUACGACGAGGACACCGGCAAGCGCUGCUUCAAGAUAAGCCAGCUGGACAACUGCCCUGAUUUCUUCCUCUUCCUGUGUGGUCUCCUGGGCCCCCUGCUGAAGACCUUUGAGAGAGCAGCUGCCUUCCUGGUGGAGUCUGGCUGUCCUGAGCUAGAGUUGGAGUAUGUGGAGAAGCUGCAGCGGUUCCUGCUGAGGAAGGCGAGAGAGGAUGGCUCCUUCGUGUGUGCAAACAGGAGCCUGGCUCUGAGCUCCAUCCGGACCUUCAAGGAGCUGGGGGUGCUGAGGGAGCAGCCAGGCCCAGCAGGGCCUAUUCUCCACCUCUCGGAAACUUUCAGCAGCAAAGGGAACCAGGAGCAACUGGAGAAGUUCAUGGGGCAGUUCACCUCCAGCUAGAGCGGCUUGGCAGGGUUGAGGAACUGUCCUGCCA
Trachemys scripta elegans is the source of this 3558-nucleotide messenger RNA. RefSeq names its product glycerol-3-phosphate acyltransferase 2, mitochondrial (gene GPAT2). Gene Ontology annotation, cellular component: mitochondrial membrane. NCBI's taxonomy places the organism in Eukaryota, Metazoa, Chordata, Testudines, Emydidae. The record is from RefSeq and is a predicted model, not a curated record.